AUGACCACUAAAAAAACGAAAACGAAGACGCAGGCUCCGUCAGCAGCUUCAGGCCCCUCGAUAAAAUGGGUGACGCGUCUUGUCAUAGUCCUGCUUCUCGCCGCCAUUGGACGCUGGCUCGACGCUAUCAAGAGCCGCUGGUACAUCUUUGAACCACAAUUCUUGCACGAAUUGGCCCAAGACGCCAUUGCAAGAGCCUCUUCUCCCAACGACACUGCAGGGAUGAUUCAACACAUUCUGACAAACUUGACCACCACCUAUCCCUCCACCACAAUAAGGCUGAACGUCGAUUCGAAAGAAUGGGUUUUCAACAAUGCUGGUGGUGCUAUGGGCGCCAUGUACAUCAUCCACGCCAGCAUCACCGAAUAUCUGAUCAUAUUUGGAACACCUCUCGGUACGGAGGGCCACUCUGGUCUUCACACUGCAGAUGACUACUUCAACAUUCUGGUUGGAGAGCAGUGGGCUUUUGCACCUGGCAGUCUUGAGAUGGAGCGCUACACACCAGGGACUGUCCAUUUCCUCCCUCGCGGAACGGCGAAACAGUACAAAAUGCACAAGGGCUGUUUUGCGCUCGAAUAUGCUCGAGGCUGGAUUCCCCUGAUGUUACCAUUUGGACUGGCGGAUACAUUCACAUCGACAUUAGACAUAUUCACCUUGUACGAUACCGUCCGAAUAACCGGAAGAGAAAUGUUGCGUAAUCUACUCAUAGCCAAAAUCUAA
Molecule: messenger RNA, 720 nt
Organism: Mycena indigotica
Lineage: Eukaryota; Fungi; Basidiomycota; Agaricomycetes; Agaricales; Mycenaceae
Exons: 4
Coding region: 1-720 (239 amino acids)
Biological process (GO): ergosterol biosynthetic process
Cellular component (GO): endoplasmic reticulum
Source: RefSeq, a predicted model, not a curated record